UAAGCUCUACUUGCGUUCUAUAGUAAAGUGAAAGCUUGCUAUCCAUGGAUUCAGCAAGAGAGGAGUUCGUGAUUGUCGCACUCGGAAAUGUCUUCGGAGACCCAACAUCACCGCAACAUCCCAGAGCGAAGAUCCAUGUAAAACUCUGAUCCUGGGCCCUUGGCAGAGCCCAUCAAGUUAGGCCUUUAACUGCAAGAAAAAUGAAAGCGAAUCGUCGUCUAUCUUUAAAUGCAUCCACCACUCACAAGUUAUCAUGACUUAAAUUUUAUGGGCCGUCUAUACUUAUAAAGCUAUAUAGCGGGGGGCUGCGCCUAAGAUAAGCGGUUCCGAGACAAUCUUGUCCAUUCGGCGCACGUAUUCCAGUAGUCGAAACGUGGUCACUUGCGGUCUGCUUGAGCCCGUGCGAACCAUGAAAUGAAAGCUCAUCACAAGAUCAUUGCAAUGUGGAUUCACCUUUCCAUGGACGGUAGGUAGUGCCAAUGUAUCCAUAAUACAGUUUACCAUAAUUAGAGGCCUGAAAAUCUCAAGUUGCCCUUUUCAACCACCAGCAGUAAAUGCCACAUUCUCUAAUAUGUAACAGUACAGAGUCACAGCCUCACAGGCACACAUUCUGUGAGUUUUCAUUUGGUAGCUGGCAGUCUGUCACUCGCCUAUUUCAUGCCCUUCCAGGAGCUGUAUCCCCUUCUAACGUACCACUGGUAUGACCUCCCAACAUUCUCUUUAUGCCUUCCCUUGUCAUUGUCCUCUCUCUAGAAAUAUGUUUCUUUGAAUUUGUUCGUGUAGCCCCUGUUCAUGAUUCCAGUUGAAAGUAAAAAAAAAAUGAAGAAAUCCUAUAUAGCCCGAGAACCUGAGGCGAGCAAAUAUGGCGAGGACUUCGAACUCGACCCGGUGUUGAACUUCUCCGAGUUCUUAGAUGAAGCAAGAAAGCACAGAAGUGAGGAAGCAAGUUCUAGAGUUCCAUUGCCAGUAGAAGAUAUCGAUAGACUGAGCGAAGUCAAGAAGAGCAAGAAAUCGUGGAAGAAUUCUCUCGUUUCGUGGUGGCCGAAAGCAUACAAGAAAUUCGAAAAGAAGAGCAAGUCCAGACUUGAACCUGCAAGCGGUUCUCAGAGCUCUAACCCAAUAAGAAAUCACGUUUCUGGUCCAAUAUACAUGAAGAGCAGCGGGACCAGGAAGCCAGGUGAGCGACCCCGUGGCUCGUCCUCGGGCCCUCUGACGGGCCUUUUCAGAUCCUCCUGGGAAACGGAGAAUGAGAUACCCUACGCAGCUCUUGACCAUAUCGAUCCCCGCAGUGCGAAGUCGUACGGUCCUGUCUACUUUGUUACCUAGCAGCUCAUAGCUGUGACGACGGUUGUGCAGUUGUGAUCAGCAUCUAAAAGAUCUUGCAUUGGGCAUGUAAUGGAAUGCUUAAAGGAAAGAACUGGGUAGCUUAAUUGAUUGUCUGGUGCAUU
Molecule: messenger RNA, 1448 nt
Organism: Syzygium oleosum
Lineage: Eukaryota; Viridiplantae; Streptophyta; Magnoliopsida; Myrtales; Myrtaceae
Exons: 2
Coding region: 793-1326 (177 amino acids)
Source: RefSeq, a predicted model, not a curated record